Messenger RNA from Uranotaenia lowii, 962 nucleotides. RefSeq names its product pyridoxine/pyridoxamine 5'-phosphate oxidase-like. The record is from RefSeq and is a predicted model, not a curated record. The coding region runs from base 91 to 816 and encodes 241 amino acids. Gene Ontology annotation, biological process: pyridoxine biosynthetic process; pyridoxal 5'-phosphate biosynthetic process. Gene Ontology annotation, molecular function: FMN binding; pyridoxamine phosphate oxidase activity. The transcript has 4 exons. NCBI's taxonomy places the organism in Eukaryota, Metazoa, Arthropoda, Insecta, Diptera, Culicidae.
AAUCCAUGCACUACACAUGCACUCCACACUCAUUCCGUUUUGUUUUGGUUCGCUCUGGCAGCUUCCCUUUUGGAUUCGAUUUCACCACCAAUGUUAUUUCGCGUUUUCAGAAGAAUGUCGUCGGUCGAUAUCUCAGCUCUGCGGGUCAAAUACCGGGAGAAAAAGGACAUCCUGUUGGAAUCUAGUAUCGAGCCAAAGGAACCGUUCCAGUUUUUCAAGAAAUGGUUGGACGAUGCAUGCAACACUCCGGAGAUUAUCGAACCGAAUGCGAUGUGCCUGGCAACUGCCACAAGGGAUGCUUUUCCGUCGGCUAGAUUUGUUUUGCUGAAGGAUGUCACCGUUGAUGGUUUCACUUUUUUCACUAACUACGAAAGCCGAAAAGCUGAUGAACUGGCGGAAAAUCCGAACGUGGCGCUAGCGUUUUAUUGGCUCCCCCUGAGAAGAUCGGUUCGAAUCGAAGGACAGGCAGAGAAGAUACCGAGGGCUGACUCGGAAGCCUAUUUCCAUCAGCGACCUCGAGCUAGUCAGAUCGGUGCCCUGGCUAGUCCGCAAAGUCGACCCAUUCCUAGUCGAGAAUACCUGGACCAUAAAGAGCAAGCAAUCAAAGACGAGCUGGGCCCGGAUGGGGUUGUUCCUCUGCCCAACUGGGGUGGAUAUCUGGUUCGACCACAGAUUAUUGAGUUUUGGCAGGGCCAAACGAAUCGGUUACAUGAUCGAAUCCGGUUUAGGAAGAAUAUUUGCCCAAAUGAAAAGGUGGACGGAGAGCUGUUGCAUCAGGGCGAAAACGGAUGGGUUUACGAGCGGUUAGCUCCUUGAGGUGAGUUGCUGUUCAAAAUUAACUGUUGUCCAUGGGCUUCCAAUUUAGCGGUUUUGUUGAAUUUUGGGUUUACAUUUCUUGGUUAAAGAAUAUUAAAUAUUCCGUUGAAGAUUUGUUUGUGAGAGCUUCAAUAAAGUUGAUUAAU